Messenger RNA from Pezoporus flaviventris, 714 nucleotides. RefSeq lists its product as uncharacterized. The coding region runs from base 36 to 713 and encodes 225 amino acids. Lineage: Eukaryota; Metazoa; Chordata; Aves; Psittaciformes; Psittacidae. The record is from RefSeq and is a predicted model, not a curated record. The transcript is spliced from 5 exons.
CACACCCGGUUGGUUCCUCACACAGAGCUGCAGACAUGCAGGCAGAAGGGCUGAAGGCUUCCACCCUCUGCUCUGGGAGCGCCUGGCACAGGCUUCUGCCGAGGCACAAGGGCACAAGGAGCUGCUGCAGUGUCGGUAGGUGGCUGGGGAGUGCUGAGUUCAGGGGGAGAUGGCUGAGCUUUGAAGGCAGCUCUGGAAGGGAGCUGCAGAGGAGACCCCGAUGUGUGUUGGCACUCCAUGAUGGGGAUGUCCUGUGCCACCGUGGCUCCCUGCAGUGCAUCCCUCUUGCUUUCCAGAGGGAGCAGUGGGCAGAGCUGACAGAAGCUGUUCGGCAGCAGGCUCAGGCCAAGAAUCUGCUCAGGCUCAGGCUCCAGCUCCUCCUGAAGAGAUGGGAACACCUCCAAGAGCCAACGGCUUUGAGCACAAGGAGGAAUAAGUUCACUUCUUGGCUGCAAGUGAGGAAGGCAGAGCGGGCAGAUGAGGCAAAGCCAUCGCUGCUGGAGGAGACGGUGGCCAUGCGGCUGGAUGAGCAGCUGGCGACAUGGAGGAGCAAGAUCACUUCUUGGCUGGGGAGACUUUGUGUGUUCCUCCUCAUGCUCGUGGUGGACAUCUUCUUCCUGGUCCUGCUGAAGAGGGACACCCUUAACUGGGUCCUGCCACUGAAACUGGCGGCCACCCUUGGGAGCCCCCCGGUGAGGACCCGUUUCUUUUGAC